This is a messenger RNA of Octodon degus (degu), 1329 nucleotides long. It is a transcript of the gene Tmem212, whose product is annotated as transmembrane protein 212. The record is from RefSeq and is a predicted model, not a curated record. The transcript is spliced from 3 exons. Lineage: Eukaryota; Metazoa; Chordata; Mammalia; Rodentia; Octodontidae. The coding region runs from base 19 to 636 and encodes 205 amino acids.
CCCAAAUCACAGAGAAAAAUGAAGUUCCUAUAUCAAACUGCAGGCCAGAUUCUCAUUAUUGUGGGGAGUCUCAGUGUAUUUUCUGGAGUUAUUGCUUUCUUCCCUGUCUUUUCUUACAAGCUUUGGUUUACAGGAUGGAGUGUAUGGAUUGCAUGUCCUAUCUGGAAUGGGGCUUUGGCCAUCACAGCUGGCAUCCUGCUACUGUUGUCUUCCAAACAGUGGACACAGAGAUACCUGUGGGAAGCUUGUUUCUCCUUUGUGAUUCUGAGCAUUAUGGGAUGUCCACUUCACUUUGCCAUAGCCUUGGAAUCUGCUUUCCUUGGCCCCUAUUGCUUCUACUCGUUUUCAGGGGUUGCCGGGACCAAUUACCUCGGAUAUGCGGUUGCCUUUCCCUUUCCAUACACAAAAUUCCCACUGGUUUGCGUGGACCCACUGCACUAUGAAGAAUACCACCUGACACUUCAAGCCCUUGACUUGUGCCUGAGCUUUGCUCUGUUCUGUACAUCUCUGACAGUGUUCAUGAAGAUCUCUGCACGACUCAUCCAGAAUGGACACAUCCAUGUGAGCUUCAACCAAAGAGAACCUAGAGCUUUACCAAUCACAGCGAACAAAAUGGAAAAUCUCACACAGAAAUAGCUCUCUCUCUCUCUCUCUCUCUCUCUCUCUCUCUCUCUCUCUCUCUCUCGUUUGCCACUACAGCCUGUAUGAUUAUGCUACUCAGUGACUGACACAAUAUAGGUGCUCAAUCAUUGUUUAUGAACAAAUGAAUAGAAAUAUAUCGAUGUGACUUCACAUAUGUGGAAUCUACAGAACUCAAACUCACAGAAUCAAAGAAUAGUAUAGUUGUUGCUGGCACCUAGAAGUGGAUGGCAGGGAAUAGAAACAAUUUGAUCAAAGGGUAAACUUUCAACUCCAUGAUGAAUGAGUUCUGGGGAGCUAAUGUAUAGUAUGUAUAAUGUAUAGUCUGGGCAUCAUGACUAGUGUGCCUACAUUGCAUACAUAUAACCUGCUAAGAGAGUAAAUCUUAACUAUUCUCACCAAACAUCUGCACAUGGUAACCACGUGAGCUGACAGAUGUGUGAGUUAAGCUGAUUAUAAUAAAUAUUUCGAUCACCAUGUUAUACAGUGUUUAAUUUAUACAAUGUUACUCAUAAAUUUUUCAUUCCUCAAUAAAAAUCCAAGAAUAAUGAAGUACAAAUAAUGCAGGAAAUACUAAACUUUUUGUAAGUAUUGAUUGUGCAUCCCUUUAUUUUGUUUUAAGUUUGAGAGGUCAUAAGGAUAUAGACUAUUUUAGGUAGGUAGGAAUGGUCAAAAAUAUAAACACUAACU